Eriocheir sinensis (Chinese mitten crab) is the source of this 7128-nucleotide messenger RNA. It is a transcript of the gene LanB2, whose product is annotated as laminin subunit gamma-1-like. Bases 224 to 5179 code for a protein of 1651 amino acids. Lineage: Eukaryota; Metazoa; Arthropoda; Malacostraca; Decapoda; Varunidae. The transcript is spliced from 26 exons. The record is from RefSeq and is a predicted model, not a curated record.
GUGCCGCAAAGGCCUCGGCGAGUCUCGGGGUUGGAGCCAGGCAGAUCUGUACAGAGAUACCGUAACUGAUUCCCAGGGCAGCUCAGGGGCACCGAGCGGCUGCCUGGGGGCGGUAGUGGCCGUACGCCCGGCAGCGGUGGUGCCCGCGAGGGUGAGAGUUGAGAGUAGACCACACGCGGCUGCGGUCAGUCAGUGUUGUCAUGCCGGGCUCGUGGUGAGGGUCAUGGCUCGCUCACACUUCCUCAGGACUACCUCGGGCUCGGGGCUGCAACUCGUGGUGCUACUGUGCUGUGUGUGUGCCUGCGUCGGACAGUAUUACCGCUACCCGCUCAAUGAGAUCACGCUGGAGCAGGUGGGCGUGGAGCCGCUCGCGCCCGAGACGAGGAGUUCGCGGUGCUACAACGAGUUGGGGCAGGCACAGAAAUGCGUGCCGGAGUUCGUGAAUGCAGCCUUCGGGAGGCCCGUGGACGUGACCAACACAUGCGGGGUGGAUCGCCCGCAGGAGUACUGUCUGCAGACGGGCGGGUACGGCUCGCAGAAGGCGUGCGAGGUCUGCAACGCCUAUGUUCCCGCGCUGGCCCAUCCGCCACACUACCUCACCGACUUCAACAACAACGAUAAUCAUACCUGGUGGCAGUCCGAGACCAUGUUCGAGGGCAUCCAGUUCCCCAACCAGGUCAACAUUACGCUCAACUUGGGCAAGUCGUUCGAUAUCACCUAUGUUCGUCUGUUCUAUCACUCGCCACGCCCUGAGUCCUUCGCCAUCUUCAAGCGCACUACUUACGGCGAUAACUGGACGCCCUAUCAAUACUACAGCGCGACCUGCCGAGACACGUACGGUAUCCCAGACUCCACGUAUGUUCGGCGCGAGGACGAGACGCGGGCCCUCUGCACCUCCGAGUUCUCCGACAUCUCACCACUGACAGGCGGCAACGUGGCCUUCUCGACGCUGGAGGGGCGACCGUCGGCUUACGUGUUUGAACAAAGUCCCGAGCUGCAGGACUGGGUGACCGCCACGGAGAUCCGCAUCAUCUUGGAUCGCCUCAACACCUUCCGAGACGAGGUGUUCGGCGAUACGCGGGUUCUGCGCUCCUACUUCUACGCCAUCACCGACUUGGCUGUGGGCGGCAGGUGUAAGUGUAACGGCCACGCCUCGGAGUGCGUGGAGUCGACGGGCGUGGACGGCCAGAGCCAGCUGGUGUGCCGCUGCGAGCACAACACGGCGGGGCGGGACUGUGAAGAGUGCCUGCCCUUCUACAACGACGCUCCCUGGGGCCGCGCCACCUCCAACGACGCCAAGGAGUGCCGCCCCUGCAACUGCAACGGCUACUCCAACCGCUGCUACUUCGACCAGGAGCUGUUCGACAGGACAGGUCACGGCGGAUACUGCCUCGACUGUGCCGCCAACCGCGCCGGCCCCAACUGUGAGCGGUGCCGCGACAACUACUACGAGCGGCAGGACGGCGUCUGCAUCGCCUGCAACUGUAACGAGAUCGGGUCCCGGAGCCUCCAGUGUGCCAGCGAUGGCCUGUGUCAGUGCAAGCCCGGCGUGACGGGCGACAAGUGUGACCGCUGUGCCGAGAACUACUUCGACUUCGGGCCGCAGGAUAGAGCUUUUGGGAUUGAGGGAUGUAAGCCAUGCGGCUGCAACAAUGCCGGCAGCCGGAACAACGAGGCAAGCUGUGACCCCUCGUCGGGCGUGUGUGUCUGCAAGGAGAAUGUGGAGGGCCAGCAGUGUGACCAGUGCAAGCCAGGCUACUUCAACCUGGCAGAGCACAACGAGUUUGGCUGCACGCCCUGCUUCUGCUACGGCCACUCCUCCAUCUGCUCCUCAGCCAGCGGCUAUUCCGAGGGAGUGAUUGAGAGUGGGUUCGUGCGUGGCGAGGAGCGCUGGGCGGCCGUGGAGUCCACUGGCCGGUCAGUCCCCGUCAACUACAACGCUGUCAUGCAGAGUCUGGCGGUGUCUGCACCAGGCCGGGACAAAGUAUACUUCCUGGCCCCAGAUCGUUUCCUUGGAGACCAGCGAGCCAGCUACAACAAUGAGCUGUCCUUUUACCUGCGCAUCGGAGAGCUGGGUCCUCAGGCCACCACUGAGGACGUCAUUCUUGAGGGUGCCGGGCUGGCCAUCUCGGCACCCAUCUUCGCUCAGGGGAACAGCCUUCCCAGCACACAGAGACAGAAGUACGCCUUCCACCUUCAUGAAAACUCAAAGUUCGGAUGGUCACCUCGACUGGGCUCCCGCGACUUAAUCUCUCUGCUCUCCAACCUGACAGCCAUCAAGAUCAGAGGAACUUACACUUAUGAAGGCCGAGGCUUCCUGGACGACGUGAGCCUUGAGACGGCCCGCCGAGGGUUGUAUGGUGUGCCUGCCACCUGGAUUGAGAUGUGCACGUGUCCUGAGGGGUAUGUGGGGCAGUACUGCGAGUCCUGUGCUCCCGGCUACCGUCACAGCCCCUCUAAUGGUGGGCCCUUCGCCUCCUGCAUCCCCUGCGACUGCAACUCUCAUGCUGAUAUCUGUGAUUCCGAGACAGGUCGGUGCAUCUGCCAGCACAACACAGCUGGGGAACAGUGUGAGCGAUGUGCCAAGGGCUACUAUGGAAAUGCUCUGAGAGGAACAGCGACUGACUGCCAGCCGUGCCCGUGUCCCAACGGAGGUGCCUGCAUCCCGCUGCCAGACGACACAGUGGUGUGUCUUGAGUGUCCCACAGGCUAUGCUGGACCACGAUGUGAGCUAUGUACAGACAGUUUCUUUGGGGACCCCCUGGGGCGGCACGGACCCCCGCGCCCCUGCGAAGAGUGUGACUGUAAUGGCAACAUUGACCCCAACGCUGUGGCCAACUGUAACCGCACGACAGGAGAGUGUCUGAAGUGCAUCUACAACACCGGAGGAUUUUACUGCGACCAGUGUCUGCCAGGCUUCUAUGGCGAUGCUCUGGCAUUGCCCAAGGGUGACUGCCAGCCCUGCUACUGUAACGCUUACGGCACUGUGGCUGAGAAUUAUGGCCCACCCGUGUGUGACCAAGUGUCGGGCCAGUGCCAGUGCAAGGCCCACGUGACGAGCCUCAAGUGCAACGAGUGUGAGCCGGGGUACUGGAACCUGACCAGCGGGAGGGGUUGUGAUCCAUGCAGCUGUGAUCCCAUUGGUGCCCUCAACAACACCUGCAACGUGAACACCGGCCAGUGCUUCUGCCGAGAGGGAGUGACGGGGCAGAAGUGUGACGUGUGUGAGGCCUACCACUACGGCUUCUCACUGGACGGCUGCCAACCCUGCGACUGUGAUCCUGUGGGCUCUGUGUCCCUGCAGUGUAUUGCCACUGGCCAAUGUCAGUGCCGCGAAAAUGUGGAUGGUCGCCGCUGUGACAGGUGUCAGGAGAACACUUAUGACAAGCAGGCUGGCUGUCGAGACUGCCCUGCCUGCUACUUACUGGUGCUGGACAGCGUCAGCAUACAUCGGGAGCGCCUGGCCGAGCUGGAGCGUCUGCUUCAGGACAUUCUGAUUCACCCGACGGUGCUCAAUGACGAGAUCUUCGAGGAGACGCUGGCCACCGUCAUGAGUCAGGUGGAGGAGCUCUGGGACGAUGCUCAGGAGGCUGCACGCUCAGGAGGGGACAAGACCGUGGCUCAGCACAUGGAGGAGCUGCAGGAGCGCAUUAUGGAUGUGAAGGAGCUGCUCCAGGGGAUCAAGAAUGCCAUUGGGCUUGGGUCGGACAUGGCCCUCCAAGGGGAGCACAACAUCACACAGGCAGAAGGAAUCAUCCAGCGGGCUCGUGAGGCACUCAGGAAUGCACAACUCUACCUGGAUGUGCAAGGGAAUGAAGCGCUCACAAAGGCUAUCGAACGCUCCAAAGAGUUCGGGCAACAGUCUGAUAGGAUGACACAGAUUGCUAGUGAGGCGAGAACCUUGGCAGACAGGCAAGAGGACGAUGCUGAGAACAUCGAGGACGUGGCAUACGAGGCGCGCAACACGUCGAGUGAGGCCGUGACUCUGGCGAGGAAGGCGGUGGACGAUCAGCGGGACAUCACUGACUUGAUCAAGGAUUUGGACAACGAAGUGGUGGAUAUUGCAACCUUGCACGAGGAGACACUGAAGAGUGCCAACGAGUCUCGCGUCAUGGCCAAAGCCACGUACCUGGAGGCUCUGGCGAUAUCCACCGAUGCGUCCAGCAUUGCCAUCCCUCCCAUUGAUGCUGAUGGACUGAAGACUGAAGCAAACAGCCUGUCCCGCGAGGCUGAGCGCCUUAAGGCAGAGGCAGAGGAGCUGAGGGCAGGCCGACAGGAGUUGAUGCACGGCGUGGAACUCCAACUUGAGGAGACGACCCAGCUGGUGGAGCGCGGCCGAGAACAGCAACAGAUCACGGCAGAGCUGCUGGCAGACACCUUCACGGCCGAGGGACAAGCCAAGGACGCCAUCAGGACUGCCGAGAAAACCCUCUCUGAAGCGAAGGAGACACUCAACAUCCUGGAAGGUUUCGACAAACAAGUGCAAGAAAGCUAUGAGGAAGCGCAGGAUGCCCUGAGACGGGUUGAUGAGAUUGAGGAGCUGAUCCGUGAGGCCGAGGACCGCACACAGGAGGCUGAGGAAGCCCUGACGGGAGCUGAGGCAGAUGCUAAGGGUGCUCGGGACAUUGCCAAGACGGCCCAAGACACGGCCAACGAGGCCAGCGAGCAGGCUGGUGAGGUGCGUCUCAAGGCUGAUGCUACCAAGGUGGAGGCCAGCGCCCUCAAGGAUGAGGCUGACCAACUGGCCACUCGUGUGGCCGCAACGGCCGCCCGUGUUACCAUCUACGAGAGUCAGGUAGAGUCUGAUGAGGAGCAGGUGCUGGAGGCACAGGAGAAGGCCAACCAGGCAAAGGGCCGUGCAGACGAGGCCAGUGCCCGUGUGCGAGAGGCUUCCGAGACUGCAGAGGAGAUUGUGGAUCUUCUUCAGCGGGCAACAGACCUGGACCCAUCCCAGCUGGACGAACUCGAUCGUCGCCUCAAAGAGGCCUGGCAGACAUACUACCAGAGUGGCAUUGAGACGACCGUGUCAGAGUUCACCGAGGCUCGUAACUGGCAGCAGCGCCAGAUUACCCUCUAUGAAGAGGAAAUCAGGAAGCUUCAGAUAGAAGUCCGUAACAUUGAGGAGAUCAAAAUUUCCCUUCCAGAUGGAUGUUACCGUCAAAUAAAGCUUGAGCCGUAAACAUGUGAGGGUCCCAGUAACGGUAGUUUUUGGAAAUGAGGGAAGCUCAAGGAGAACACUUCUCAAUCAGGGAGCAAUACAAGGGUUUGGGGAGAAAUCAGCCUCUUCCAUUAACUAAUGUAUAUAAAAUAUUUGUGCAUCUGGCAUCUGUUCUGCUAAAACUUACUUUUUUUGUUAGGUCUUGUAUAAAUUAAACCAAAGGGUAAAACAACUAACAUCAUCGUUCUCCAGCAGAGCGCCUGCGUAGUGCUGGCACGCUGCUGUCAAGGUUGUGCCACACUUGCCUCUUUUGUUGUUAAGUAAUUACUAGGACUGUUUAGGGUACAGGCGAUCCCCACUUUAAGAACAUCACCUCAACAAAAAUUUUCUUUAAUGAUGUGCAUGUUUUACUUCCCUUCUUGCACCUAACAAACAUCAAAAUUAGCUUUCAUGUUUGCAGUUUUCAUUAAAUGAUUGUUAUAAAAACAAAAUAGGGCAUGAUAUAAAAUAGUACUAUAAUACAAAUUAUCAAGUGCUGAGAGAAUUGAAAAAUUAACGCAUGUUGCAAGACCGGCACCAACAUGGCAUAUUCCUCCUUUUCUAUUACCAUUGUAGUUUUUAGCACGGUAAACUAUCACUGAAACAAAGGAAGGGGCGGCAAAAGUUACUGGCAAAAGGCUGAGCUGCUUGGAAAGAUACUAAUAACAUUGCUACAUCAAUUACUCCACAUCAAAACAUAAGACAAAUAUUAAUUCAGACCAGCAAUAAAGGGGUUAAUAUGGGUGGAUGAGGGAAAAAUCGGGGUUUGGGAACUAAACUAUUCAACCCAUGUUAUAUUAUGUUUCACCGAGUGGGGGUCGCCUCUACUGGCUCUGUAGGUGAUGCAUUUUUUCCCAGUCAUAUCAUAGGAAGUUCAGUGUACCAUGAUGACUUGUAAUGCUGAAAAUUAUUGGAGGUCUCCUGUUGCUACAAGGGAAUUGACGAAUCUUACCAGAGUUCUUUGGUUGAGAAGUUGUGUUGUUUAAGGCUUAAGGUUACAUUUUUUUUUUUUUUUUUUUUUGCAGGUCAAAAAUCAAUAUGCCAAAUCAGGUUCUGCCAUGAGGCUGUGAUGUGCCAACACUGCCAACCUUUCCCAGUCUUUCAGUGGCUUUGCAUACAAGCGUCAGAGCAGUGCCUCACAAUACUCACUUCACUACUUGGGGACACGGCUGCCUCUGUGUGUGUUUCAUGAUUGAUCUUUUGAGAGUAGCGUUUAAUUACGGCAGAAAAGAUGACGUCUGAACGGGCUUCGGUUUUGUAUAGUCUUAAUAGUUUGGAAAAAAUGUCAAAAGUUAUUACAAUAAGUAGGUUUGAUUUUAACACUUCAUAGGAAUUAAGUUGCAAAAUUCAAAUAUUUUUACAAGUUUUAAGGAUGCUAGUGUAUACUAUAUCUUCUUGAGGAUGAAUGUCACUUUCAUAAUUCUCUCCUUUAUGUGUAGACCUUUAAGUCUUGUAGAUAUCACUUAAAUCUAUAAAAUUUAAAACAGACUAAUGUGACCAACCUUCAGAAUUAUAAAUUAUUUUUGGAUGGCUGACAUGACCCACAGAAUGUACCGUGUACAUCAGGCAGGUCAAAGGACUUUUAGAUUAUUUAAAAAGCUGAAUAAUACUUUUGGCUCCCAACACUGCAGGUGACUUCAAAAUUUUGUUACAGCUGUGCAAAGAAAUUUUACAUGAAUUUUAUCACUGUACAUUUAACACAUUCAUAUUGAGUGACAAUGUAACAACGUAACAGUAAUCUGCAGGCUGGCCGAGGCUGGGGGGCAAGGCCUUUCUCUCUCUACAGAUUCAACCAAAGACAUUUAAAAACAGGUAAAGGGGAAAGGUGGCUUGCCCCUCGGCCCCUCACUGCUGCAAACUGCCAAAUGGUUCAUUGUGAUCUUGCAUAGGUGCCAAUACUUAGAUUACAUUAAUAAACUUUUUGAUUAAAA